Molecule: messenger RNA, 533 nt
Organism: Prorocentrum cordatum
Lineage: Eukaryota; Dinophyceae; Prorocentrales; Prorocentraceae
Source: the annotation of a GenBank genome assembly
GGGCAAGGGGUACUACGGCAUCGUCGAGACCGUGGCACCCGCCAACAAGGUCACCCAGCUGGAGGCGCUGCCCGCGCCCGCCCCCGAGGCGCGGCGGUGCUGCUCCAGAAGGAGAUGGGCGGCCGUCGCGAUCGCCACCGCGGGACUGCUGCUGGUAGCCCUGGCGGGCUCGCUGUUCGCGCCCAGACUCGGCUGGGGUACCAGGCGGCCGGACUCCGGCAUCUCCGCCUCCGCCGACGGGGCCACCACGGCCUCCACGACGGCGCCGGCCAGCACGGAGACGCCGACGACCACCGCGAGGCAAGACCCGUGCGCCGAGUACACCAACGGGGUGAAGAUCCUCGACAUAUCGGCGAGGGAAGCCUGCGCCGACGAGCGGUUGCACGACCACUGGAGCAUACCCGGCUUCCUCGCGCAGUGAGGCGUACCGAAGUGCGCGUUCUCCACCGACUGCUUCCUCGUUUUCCUGGUUGUUUCUCCUCCUCUUCCUCCUCCUUCUCUUCCUCCUCCUCCUCCUCCUCCUCCUCCUCCUC